GCACAUCCCGCGUCACUUGGGUAAUUUUACCCACUAUGUUGUCUUGGUAGGCAGUUAAACUAGGUUUGAGUACGCAACCAUUGGCUACGGUUCAACAUCAUCGCACUCCAAGUGAUCCAAGGUAGUGCACGCGUAACUUUUUGCUGCCCAUCUGAAAGUGGGACCAAGAGAACAAGCGGAUAUUUACAACUCAACCAUCAUUCGCCUCUAGUUUUUAUGCGGACUUCUUUCUUUUUUGUUAAAUGAGGUCCCACGAAUAGUGGGACGUAUAAACGACGUCGGCCUUGCUGUGGACGAAAGACUUCCAACUUCUCGAAAUAAACUGCUCAGUGGCUUCAAGUGACGGACUUUGCUUUUCUCCCUCUCCCAGCAGCGUGCUUUAAUCGUGCUGGGUUGGCAGAAAAUGGGGACUCGGAUAAGUGCCCUUAAACUCUACGUUUUUAUAAUCUCUUUGGCACUAGCGUCGCAUCUAUUUAAAGUGGCUCACAGCUCCAAAGUGUGGGAUGAAGUGCCCUUUCCAGAGGAUUUAGAGGAGGAAGACAAGCGGCCGGGAGGGUACGUGGAUGAUGAAGAGUACUACGAAGCCUCGGGAGGUACAAACAGCGGGGAUGAGGAUGGAAGCACUCCGGAACCAAUUACAGAGGAUUCGGGGAUAACAAUCUACUAUCGGGCACUGGUGAACUUUACAAACUCCUUCCAAUAUGGACCUGAACUAGAUGACAUUUCCUCUCCUGCGUUCCAGGAGAUUUCGUCUGCAGUUGUUGAUACGCUUGAGUCCGACUACAACAAAAUUCAAGGAACCCAGACGGUCAAUGUGGUGCUCAUUAAGAAUAUUGGCAAAGAUGUCUUUGUGGAACUGGACGUUGGCUCUGAUAACAACCCUAAUGAAUAUCAAAUCAGAGGUGUUCUGUACUCUGUGGUUGAGGAGGGCACCAUUGCCUCAUAUGACACCUCAGUAGUGGGAUUUCAGUUCAGAAGACUUGGAGAAGCUGAUAAUCUCUCUCCCCCGGAGCCCAUCGAUGUGCCAGUAAGGCCCAGAGAUUGUUUGCCUGAAGAGUUCACCUGCCUGGAUGGGGGUUGUGUCAACCUGGAAUAUGUGUGUGACAACCGGCCCGACUGCUACGAUUUGAGUGAUGAAGUGAACUGUUUUCCUAGACCUUUUACUCCUCCCACACCUCCGAGAACCAGACCCCCGCCUGGACCGGGACCCUGCCGUGCGGAUCAGGCCACCUGCCAGAACGGACAGUGUAUCUCACGGGAUUACAUCUGUGAUGGCGAACAGGACUGCAAUGAUGGCAGCGAUGAGUUAAGAUGUGGAACUCCUUCUCCAUGUGAGCCCAAUGAGUUUAAGUGCCAGAACGGCCGAUGUGCUCUGAAACUGUGGCGGUGUGAUGGAGAUAAUGACUGUCAGGACAACUCGGAUGAGAGGGACUGCCCCACUAAAGGUCCAGGUGACACAUGCGCUCCGGAGCAGUUUGCGUGUCUUUCCGACCGCACCUGCAUUCCUGCGAGCUACCAGUGUGAUGAAGAACCCGACUGUCCCGACCGCUCUGAUGAAUACGGUUGUGCACCUCCAACUGUGACCGUCCCACCGGAAGAGUCCAUUACAGUGUCGCGGGGUGAGACCGUGACCUUUACUUGCACUGCCAUUGGCGUGCCCACCCCUAUCAUCACAUGGCGACUUAAUUGGGGACACCUUCCAACCAAUAACAGAGUAACAAUGAUCAGCGAGAAUGGCCGCGGAAAGCUCACCAUCCGUGAUGUGAAGGAAGGAGACCAGGGAGCGUACACCUGUGAGGCCAUCAAUGCGAAAGGCUUGGUGUUUGCCAUUCCCGAUGGAAUUCUAAGUCUCUCUCAGAGACCAAAUCCAGUUGUGUCAUCCUCUCUGUACGUGUUAGCAGGUAAUUGCCGCGACGGGCACUUUAGUGUGGGUGAUCACUGCAUGCCCUGCUUCUGUUUUGGCAUCACAAAGAACUGUCAGAGCACCGGACGCUACCGCAGUCAGAUCCCGCUGCGCUUCAGUGAGGAGGAAGACUUCAAAGGAGUCAACGUGACAUUUCCCAGUCGUCCUGGCACUCCUCCACCACUCUCAUUCACUCAGAUGCUAAUCUCGCCAGAAACCGAGGAGUUUGAGCUUAUGGAUUUGUCUCGCCGUUUUCUCGAUCAAGACUCUUUUUGGUCACUACCGCGCCAGUUCUUGGGCAACAAGGUGGACUCAUACGGAGGUUAUCUGAAAUAUAAGGUGAGAUACUCUCUUCAGCGAGGAGAAUCAGAACCAAAGGAGAAGCCUGAUGUUGUGCUGAGUGGCAAUGGACUUAGACUCAUUUACCGAAGAGGAGACCCCACUUAUCCUAAAAUCAUCAACCAUAGAGAGAUCAAGUUUACAGAGGAAAACUGGCAGCACACCUCAGGAGGGGCCGUGACUCGUGAUGACCUCAUGAUGCUUCUGGCCAAUCUGGAGAGCAUCCAGAUUCGCACCAUUUAUGACAACCGCAUGGUCAGCGUCGGAUUAAGUGACAUCAGUAUGGACACCACCACCAAAGAGUACUCUCUGCAGGAGAACCCCAGAGACGUGGAAGAGUGCAGGUGUCCACCUGGGUAUUCGGGACUGUCCUGUGAGACCUGCUCCCCUGCUUUCGAGCGUGUACCUGGACCUUACCUGGGCACCUGCGCCGGCUGUAACUGCAAUGGUCAUGCCAGUGCCUGUGACCCUGCUAGUGGACACUGUCUGAGAUGUCAGCACAACACAGAAGGGCCUCAGUGUAACAAGUGCAAGCUUGGCUACUUUGGUGACCCAAGUCGAGGACGGUACGAUGACUGCAAACCCUGUCCUUGUCCGUACACAGAGACAUCUCGUCGCUUUUCAGAUACUUGCUUCCUGGACCAUGACAAACAGGCAACAUGUGACGCAUGCAGAACUGGCUACACUGGGCGACGUUGUGAGAAAUGUGCCCCAGGAUACGUUGGAAACCCUCUUAAGCCCAAUGGCAAAUGCAUCCCUGAUUCUAGCCCCAUUUCCAAGUGCGAUAACAGAGGAACAAUCAAUCCCAUCAGCAGACCAUGUUAUUGCAAGGCCAAUGUGGUCGGUACUCUGUGUGACGAGUGCAAGAGCGGUGCCUAUCAUCUGUCAGCGGAUAAUCCCGACGGCUGCUUGCAGUGUUUCUGUAUGGGAGUGACCAAACUGUGUGCCAGUUCUUCCUGGAGCAGAGAUCAGGUACGAGGUGGUGUCAAUGGACAACUCUUCACUCUUUCUAAUGCUGCCAACACCAGGACCAUCUCUGAGGGCAUUAUUCAGAGAGCCAGCACGGAGAUCGUCUACAGAUCCUUCUCUAGUAUUCCCAAUGAUAUCUACUACUGGGUCCUGCCUGAGAACUUCAGAGGGGACAAGGUUACAGCAUAUGGAGGAGAGCUGCAGUACCAGUUGCAUUUUGAGCUGCAGACACCCUCGCUGGUCUUUGAGGGACAGCCAGAUGUGGUUCUUCAAGGCAAUGGCAUUUUUCUGGAGUAUUACUCUCAGAUCAAACCACUUCCUAGAGUCCCUGCCACCAUGACUGUGUCUUUCAGAGAGUCUGCGUGGAGACGGUCUGAUGGCCAGCCUUGUACUCGAGAGCACCUGCUGAUGACCCUGGCUGAUAUCAGUGUGUUCAUGAUCCGAGCCACUUAUGGAGACAACAUGGCUGAGAGCAGGAUCGCCAAUAUUCAGAUGGACAUUGCAGUACCUCAUUCAACAGGAAGUGAGAGAGCACUAGAAGUGGAGGAGUGCGCCUGUCCCCAGGGCUACACAGGACCUUCCUGCCAGGACUGUGAGGUCGGCUACACCCGAACACCUGGGCUUUAUCUUGGCACCUGCGAGAAGUGCGACUGCAAUGGACAUGCCAGCGGAUGUGACUCAGAGACUGGAGAAUGUCUUAAUUGCCGUCAUAACACUGAUGGCCGUCAUUGUGAAAAUUGCAUUCCUGGGUUUUAUGGAAAUCCUAAAAGCGGGGAUGCACAGGCAUGUAGACCCUGUCCUUGUCUGGGACAAGCGGAUAAUCAAAGAACUUGUUUUGCGGACACAGAUGGACAGCCCACAUGUGAAUGUCCCGCCGGGUACACUGGCAGACGCUGUGAGAGAUGUGCUACUGGAUAUAUUGGCAAUCCUCUGCUUGGACAAAGAUGUACUCUGAGCAACAAUAACGGCGAUUGCUACCGCUGCGACCAAAGUGGUAGUGAGGGAUGUAGUUCAACAGGAGUCUGUCGUUGCAAAAUGAAUGUUGAAGGGUCGACCUGUUCCAUCUGCAAACAAGGGACGUUCCACCUGAGUCCUUCCAACAAAGAUGGCUGUCUGUCCUGCUUCUGUAUGGGCGUCACGCAGCAGUGUUCCAGCUCCAACCACUAUAGAGAUGUGGUAUCCACCACAUUCACACCAGGAAACCAUCGAGGCUUCGCUCUUGUGAAUCGCCAGCGAACAAACCGCAUUGACAGUGGCUUCUCUGUCGAGGUGUCCACAGAGGGAACACAGCUGUCUUACACAAACUUCAACUACCUUGGACAGGAGCCUCACUACUGGCAGUUACCCAACAAUUAUCAGGGAGAUAAGGUUGGUGCAUAUGGUGGAAAGCUGAAGUAUACAAUCUCCUAUGUGCCAGGACCCCGAGGUUCCCCAAUAGAGGAUGCAGAUGUUCAGAUUAUUGGUAAUGACAUCACGCUGGUGGCACGGCAGCUGUGGAGAAGAAGUCAGGGUGCCCGAGAGUCCAAAAGUUUUGAGAUUAUUUUCAGAGAGGAACACUGGCAGCGUCCAGAUGGCAUGCCUGCUACCAGAGAACACCUGAUGAUGGUGCUGGCCGACCUAGAUGACAUCUUGAUCCGGGCGUCUUAUCACACGGAGAUGCGCUCAUCCAGCAUCUCUGGGAUUCGCAUGGAUAUUGCCGUGCCACUUUACACAGGCCUCGCGCAGGCUUUGGAGGUGGAGCAGUGCCAGUGUCCUCCGGGUUACCGCGGUCUGUCGUGCCAGGACUGCGCAGCCGGAUACACUCGCACAGGUGGGGGCUUGUAUCUGGGCCACUGCGAGCCGUGCGAAUGUAACGGCCACUCUGACUCCUGUCAGCCGGAAAGUGGUAUCUGCACGAACUGCCAACAUAACACCAAAGGUGAGCUUUGUGAACAGUGUGCUGAUGGCUUCUUCGGAGACCCCACUGCUGGAACCCCAGAAGACUGCCAACCCUGUGCCUGCCCCGGCACGGACCCUGACAAUCAGUUCUCCCGCACCUGUGAGAGUCUUGGUAACGGAGGCUAUCAGUGUACUGCCUGUCAGCCUGGUUACACUGGCCAGUACUGUGAACGCUGUGCGUCUGGUUAUGUUGGAAAUCCACAAGCAAGAGUCCCAUGCCGCAGUGAGGCUGCGUCUCUGGUGGUAAAGGUUUACCCUGAAAGGGUGCAGGUGGCUCAGGGAAGCCAAGUGACGCUCAGGUGUCAAGUAUCUGGAUAUCCACCACAUUAUUUCUACUGGUCCCUUGAGGAUGGACGUCCCAUCUCCAGCACAGCAGAGAGACGCAGACAAGGAGAGGAACUGCAUUUCCCCAGCGUGCACCCCGGCGAUGCUGGUGUUUACAUCUGCACCUGCCGAGACCAGCACAGCACCAACAGGAGCAAAGCCGAGAUCGUUGUUACAACUUUGCCGUCCAAGGCAAUCGAGGUCUUUAUCGAGGAACCGAAAACCCAGAGCGUGACAGCGGGAGCCACAGUAAGCUUCAUCUGCACAGCCAAAAGCAAGCUGCCUGCGUACACCCUGGUUUGGACCCGCAGAGGCAAUGAAAAGCUGCCUAACCGUGCCAUGGAUUUCAACGGAAUCCUGACCAUUCAGAAUGUGCAGCCUGUGGACGCAGGCAUCUAUGUCUGCACAGGCUCCAAUAUGUUAGGCAUGGACGAGGGCUCCGCCCUCCUGUAUGUUCCAGAGGCAUCUCAGUCACAGAUGUUUUACACUGCCUAUGAGAUGUUUGAAGGACAUAGAAAGCCUAAUGAGGGGGUCAAGCCGGUGGCUUCGAUCAAUCCACCUGUGCUGACGGUUCAUCAGGGUCAGCGGGCGGAGUUCCGCUGCACAGGAUCUGGCAACCCCACCCCUGCUGUUGAAUGGACAGGAGGUCCAGGAAACCGUAUCAGCCUCAGAGCCGUCAUUCGCAAUGGACUUCUGACCAUCCCAUCUGUGGAGCGCUCUGAUGAAGGAGAGUACAUCUGCAAGGCUCUGAACACACAUGGCGAACAUACAGCUCGAGGAGUUCUUCAUGUUCAAAGUACAAAUCAAGCUAAUGGUCUUCCACACGUGCAAGUGAGCCCCCCGAGUGUGGAAAUUCAUGAGGGGGAGACUUUAAGGUUGUACUGCAGGGCUGUUGGAAGCCCCACACCUGGCCUCAAAUGGAAGAAGAGAGGUGGUUCACUACCACCACAGGCAAUUUCCUCACAUGGUUUCCUUCAGUUUAAAAGCAACAGUCUCGAUGCGUUACAGAGACGUAUUGCGGAGCUAAAGGCCCGCGAAGAGCGCACUGAUACUGGCACUCUGCUCAUACCAAAUAUUAGAUCCUCUGAUGCAGGCACAUAUCUCUGUGUUGGAACCAACACUGUUGGGUCCUCAGAGGCUUACAUUGAGGUCUUUGUCAAAAGAGGUGAAAUCAUUCCGUCUGGAGUCACCAUCCAGCCCUCCAUUGCCUCCGUAGCAGAGGGAGAGAAUCUAGAUCUCAACUGCAUUGUCCCUGGAACAUCUCGAGCAUCUGUAAAAUGGAGUCGGGCAGGUGGACUGCUGUCAUCCAAUCAUCAGGUGCUCGGGACUCAUCUGCGUAUUCUGCAAGCCACUUCAGAUGAUUCUGGAGAAUAUAUCUGUCAUGUAGAGAACGGCCCAUCAUCUUAUCAUGCAUCUGUAUCUGUGUCUGUGACGUCCAGAGCCUCGCGUCUUCAAAGCCCCAUUAUCUCUAUCGAGCCGCACACUGCCGCAGUAAAGCAGGGCGACUCAGCCAGCUUCAGAUGCAGGGUACACGGCGGGGCACCACCAGUGCGUCUGGAGUGGAAACCCACCAACAACCAGCCUCUGCCAGAUAAUGUGAAGACAAGCCCUGAUAAUUCAGUGCUAACUUUUUCCAAUGCACAAGCAAAGAACCAGGGCACCUAUCGCUGCGUGGCCAGUAACCUGUUUGGAAUUACUCACAGCAUGGUGUCGCUCAUCGUGAAAGAAUCUCCCAAAGCUGUAGUGACACCUACAGGGCCAGUGCGAGUCAGAGUCGGCGAUCCCAUCAACCUUGAGUGCCAGGCCGCUGGAGAGCCUAGACCUUCUGUCAGAUGGCACAGACUGGACAAUAAUCGCAGAAAAAUCUUGAGCAGCCCUGUGCCUGCUGAUUCCAACGCUGUUAUGCAGAUUUUAGUUGCACGCCCAGAAGACACUGGGACGUAUGUGUGCACAGCACAGAACAACCAGGGCACAACAGAGACUCGAAUAGAAGUGCUUGUAGAAGGAGGAGCUCAGAUACCCACCGUUCCCCGAGCCAGUGUGCGUGAGCCUAUGAUCGUUGUGGUGGAGGGAUCAACCGCCGUUCUUCACUGUGAUGCUCACGGAUUCCCUAAACCCACCAUCACAUGGUCUAAAGAACGGUCUUCUCUGCCUUGGAGACACAAGAUAGUUGACAACAGCCUCGUCUUAACUAAUGUGGGCCGCCAGGAUUCCGGUCAAUAUGUCUGCAAUGCCAGUAAUCACAUGGGCAUCAGUGAAGUCACCGUCAUGCUGGAAGUAGACACUCCACCCUAUGCCACUUCCUUGCCCGACGACGUGUCCGUGCGAGUGGGUGAAGUAAUCCGACUGCAGUGCAUGACCCACGGCACCCCACCCCUGCGCUUUGACUGGAGUAAGGUCAAUGGCAGCUUGCCUUCUACCGCAAAGGUUCAAGGCGGAGACCUCCAGAUCAACCUGGCCACAGAAGACGAUGCCGGGACAUACAAAUGUGUCUCUAGCAACACUGUCGGCAGGAGUGAGGCGUUUGCCAAAGUCUCCGUCCGAUCACCCCUAUCGGUGAAGGUGUCUCCUCAGGUAGAAGUGAAGGCUCCGGGGAUGGCUGUGGAGUUCACAUGUGCUGCUAAAGGAGGCCAUCAGGUUGAGAUUGAGUGGCUCAGGGAGGGCGGGAUUCUCCCACCAAAUCAUCACAUUUAUAAUGGAGUCCUCAGAAUCGAGAACCUCCAGCAAAGCAAUGAGGGAAUAUACACGUGCAGAGCCAGCAGUCUGUUUGGACAGGCUCAGGACAGUGCCAAACUCAGCAUUCAAGCUCUCCCAAAAGUGAUGAUCAAUGUACGCACAUCGGUGCAGACGGUGAUGGUGGGGAACUCGGUGGAGUUUGAAUGCCAUGCUGUCGGUGACCCUGAGCCCUUAGUGAGGUGGAGUAAGGUGGGAGGCUCUCUUCCCGAUCAUGUGGUGGUUAAGGGGCACAUUCUGAGGAUUGAGCAAGUGACUGAGGCAGAUGCAGGACAGUACCGAUGUACAGCAACCAAUAAUGUGGGAUCGGUGCAAUCCCAGGUGGCCCUCAAUAUCCAAUCGCUGCCCCAGAUUGCUGCACAGCCCGAGACAAAAGAAGUGACCGUUGGCUCUGAUGCCAUAUUUCCCUGCAUAGCAUCCGGAUAUCCCGUUCCAACCAUCACAUGGUCAAAGGAAGAGAACGAGUUGCCGCCCAAGUGCCGACAGGAUGGACAUGUACUGACAGUUCCUGCGGUCACACAUUCAGACUCUGGGACGUACGUGUGCACAGCUGCCAAUAAGCAGGGCAAAGUGGAGGCCUUCACCAGACUCCAUGUUCAUGAGAGAGUGAUGCCCUAUUUUACCCAGGAGCCUCUUUCUUACCUCACACUGCCCACCAUCAAAAACUCCUACAAUGCAUUUGGCAUUAAAAUAACCUUCAGGCCGGACAAUGUUGACGGGCUCAUUUUAUAUGCCGGUAUGAUCAUAUAUAAUGGACAGAAGAGAACCUCUGGUGCAGAUUUUAUAUCUUUUGGGCUGGUGGGUGGCCGUCCUGAGUUCAGGUUUGAUGUUGGUUCAGGGAUGGCUACCAUUCGAUACCCCACUGGUAUUAAACUGGGUGAGUUCCACACAGUUGAAAUCUAUAGGAACCUGACACACGGCUCUCUUGUUGUGGAUGGAGAAGCUCCUGUUAAUGGAACCUCGCAGGGAAAAUUCAAGGGCUUGGAUCUGAAUGAGGAGUUGUUUGUGGGUGGUUAUCCAAAUUAUACUAUGCUCGCCAAAACCGCAGGCAUUAAGACGGGAUUUGUCGGUUGUAUCAAGCAGCUAACGAUUCAAGGCGAUGAAGUCAUUUUCAAGGAUCUCGACAAAAGUUCCACUGGAGUUUCAAACUGUCCCACAUGCAAGGACAGUCCCUGUCAGCGUGGUGGCAUUUGUGAAGAUUCAGUAGCCAGUCUCUACAAAUGCAGAUGUCAGAGAGGAUACACAGGCAGCAACUGUCAGCAUCACUCCUCCCUGCACUGCCACACAGAUGCAUGUGGACCAGAUGCCACCUGCAUUAACCGGCCCAAUGGUUCGGGCUACGACUGCCGAUGUCACCUGGGCAAAUCUGGAGACAAAUGCAUGGCUGGUACUCUGGUAACGACACCAUUGUUUGAUGGAGAAGACUCUUAUAUUGCCUAUCCUCCUCUCACUAAUAUUCACAAUGACCUCCGCAUUGAGAUGGUGUUCAAGCCUUUGGAUCCAGAUGGUUUGAUGUUCUUCUCUGGUGGCAAGAAGGUGAAAGUGGAGGACUUUGUAGCGGUGUCCAUGGUGAAUGGACAUGUUGAGUUCCGUUAUGAGCUUGGAACAGGUCAGGGUAUUUUGCGCAGUCAAGAGCCCUUGUCUCUCGGUGAAUGGCAUCGUGUGGUGGCGGAGCGGCUCGAUAAGGACGGAUCCUUAAAGGUUGACAAUGCCCGGGAGAUCACACGAUCCUCUCCUGGAAAAGCCCAAGGUCUUAACAUCCACACGCCAAUGUAUCUGGGAGGAGUGCCCAGCAUGGACAUCUUGCCUAAACCUGCAAAUGUUAGCAUGCUGUUUGAUGGAUGCAUAGGCGAGGUCUUCAUAAAUGGAAAGAAGAUGGAUCUUUCAUACAGCUUUAUUGAGAGCAGAGCCAUCAGUCAGUGUAAAGUUGACAACCCGUGUGACCACAGGCCUUGUAUGCAUGGAGGCACUUGUAUGGCCAGUUUUGAGUAUGAGUACCAGUGUCUCUGUCCAGAGGGAUAUGAGGGUGAGAGAUGUGAAAUAGUAAGGGAUGCCUGUCGGGUAUCGUAUCAGUGUCAGAACGGUGGCAGCUGUGUUGAUAAACACUGCGUGUGCCCUGCUGGCUACACAGGCCGACACUGUGAAAAAGGGCAGGAGUCCAGCGUCUCCCAGCAGCUAUGGAAUUUGGAGGGUAGUGGGGCAAAUGAUUCUCCCAUCGAACAUUCUGCAUAUUUUCAUGAUGAUGGGUAUCUCGCCCUUCCGAAACCCAUGUUUCCACGAAGUGCCCCUAAUUCUCCAGAAACCAUUGAGUUAGAGAUCAACUCCGUCUCUAGGGACGGCCUCAUCCUGUGGCAGGGAGUGGAGACCGCAGGCGCUUUAAGCGUCCAUAAGAAUCAUGCUAGUAGAAAGGAACUAGGAGACCAAGGAAAGGGCAAAGACUUUAUAAGUCUUGGUUUACAAAACGGACAUGUUGUGUUUAGUUAUCAGCUUGGCAGCGGAGAAUCUCGAAUUGAGUCCAGAGAGCCGGUCAAUGAUGGACGUUGGCACAAGAUCACUGCUGUCAGAAAAGGUAAAGAUGGAUACAUCAAGAUCGAUGAAGGAUCUGAGCAGGGUGGGCAAUCACAAGGCAGUAGCAUCAUGGUCAACACUAAGGGCAAUAUAUACCUGGGUGGCGCUCCAGACACGAAGUCAUUGACUGGUGGGAAGUUCUCGUCAGGCAUCACCGGUUGCGUGAGGAACCUCUCGCUGACAAACGCACGACCGGGAGAACAGCCAGCGCGACCCAUCGACCUGCAGGUCCACGCGGAGGAGGGCAUUAACGUGGAGCGCUGCUCAACAUAGACGCACUAAACUUAAACACUAUAGAAGAGACUGCAGGAAAUAAUCCCUCAUUCACACACACACUGGGAAAGAUCUCAGACGCUUACAGGACUGUUUUUUACUCACAAUUAAAGAGACACACACUGAUACUUGUUCUCGGUGCUUCAACGCAACCAAAAAGCUACAAGAAAGGAUUCUUCGCUCUGUGCCGCAUUAAACCAAAAAAACAAGAAAUAAUUAACGAUAUUAUUAACAAGUCUUCACGUUUUCAGUGUUCUAUGCUCAAUGAAGGACUGUUAACACAGAUGCUCCAGUACGGUGUACAAACUUCGAACAGCAGCUUUUUAGCCACGAGUAUGUCGAGAAAAACAAAACAUGAUGAGCCUUCUUCGAUGGGUCAAAUCCUAUGGAAUUAGCGAUGUUUUUACAGCACUGAAUUUUUAUUUAUGAGCAUAUUAAUCUAUAUAUAUUAUUUUUGUGGGGGGAUGCAAACUAACAAUAACCUGCUCAUCUGUUUCCUAGAGAUUUUAGGCUCUAAUAUUGAGUGUCUGAUGCUUUAGCACCCCCAUCUGUGUUAAUACUUGAAGACUCUGCUGCCUUCUUUUUUUUUUGGAGGCCAGUGGGGGCGAGCAUGCUAAGAUAUUUGGGAAGGGGUCUCUAUGAGGUCACAGCACAUAAGACAUCAUUACGCAUCUCAGGUGAAGUUAUUUGGGAGAUCACAUCUAAAUAUACGAAAGUACACAACUAAUAUGCUUAACAAUGUUGUGUCUGGUAAAUGUGUCUAGUAAACAACAAAAACAACUAUGUGGUGCUAUUUUCAGACAUGACUAACUACAAGCACAUGAUCACAUUUUCCAUAUUCUGUUAUUUUCUAUGGAUUUAUUGUUUGUUUUAAUUAACAAAAGUCACAACUUAUAUGACAAUAAAGUGCUGUUUACCAAUUGCCAACCCUGAAAUCGAAGUAUUUAGAUUUGUGUAGUAAGUUUUCAUAUGUGAGUGGCAUCUCGAAAUAUCGAAGAAUGAUAAAAAAAAGUUUAACAUUAAAAAGAAGAACAGAAGAAGUUCUUACAAUUUUCUUUAUCCCAAAUGUUACAUUACAUAGUGUUACUUAUGAAUGUUGUUUGUACUGUCUUUGUUUUUAUUCUUGUGUAAUUCUAUACACAUCCACACUGUCUGAUCUACUUUGCAUGAAUUUCUAUGAAUUUCUUCCAUGAGUCUUACUUGUGCCAUUUUAAGAUGGGAAGAAAAUUGUGUGCUUCUAUGUUUUGUUCCAUAGUGUGUCUGCUGUGUGUGUUUGAUGACUUCACGAUAAUAAUCUUGCAGAUCCUCAGAAGGGUUAACAGAGAACUGCCUUCUCUACGGCUUCAUGUUCAGAUUUAUUGGGUCAAGCAGGCAGUCCAGAAUCUCUUGCAGCUCGCAUUAUGAGCAAAGCUGAAGUGAAACUGAGAACAGAUGGGAGACACAAUAGAAGGUUUACAUUUAAAUGAAGGGUGGGGAUCACACUCUUCCAUUAUUGUGUAUUAGUCAAAAGCAUCUUUUAUUUGUGCUGUGACUUGAAGCUCACAUGAGCAUGCUCGCCCACAUAGGCCAGACCGGGGUCAAAUUUUGCUUUGGUUGCCAUGUGUCCUUUUCACCUUGUUUGUUCAUUUUCUUUCAAAAGAAUCAUUACUGCUUAAAUUAAAGUUGCUUUUAUUUUA
Triplophysa dalaica is the source of this 12723-nucleotide messenger RNA. RefSeq names its product heparan sulfate proteoglycan 2 (gene hspg2). Lineage: Eukaryota; Metazoa; Chordata; Actinopteri; Cypriniformes; Nemacheilidae. Gene Ontology annotation, molecular function: protein binding; calcium ion binding. The transcript has 84 exons. The record is from RefSeq and is a predicted model, not a curated record. The coding region runs from base 404 to 11047 and encodes 3547 amino acids.